Messenger RNA from Juglans regia (Persian walnut), 1173 nucleotides. RefSeq lists its product as uncharacterized. The record is from RefSeq and is a predicted model, not a curated record. The transcript has 2 exons. NCBI's taxonomy places the organism in Eukaryota, Viridiplantae, Streptophyta, Magnoliopsida, Fagales, Juglandaceae. The coding region runs from base 1 to 1173 and encodes 390 amino acids.
AUGACUGCUGUCAGAACUUUGUUAGCCAUUGCUGAUGUUAAGAAUUGGCAUCUUAUUCAACUUGAUGUCAACAAUACUUUUUUGCAUGGUGAUCUUUUGGAGGAGGUAUACAUGAAGUUACCUCUUGGUUUUCGUGUUAAAAGGGGGUCACAAUCCAAAUCUGAUUAUUCCUUAUUUACUAACUCCACUAGUCAUUCUUUUAUUGCUCUAUUGGUUUAUGUUGAUGAUAUUUUGAUAGCUAGUAGUGAUUUGGAAGCUAUGAAGUCUUUGAAAUCUUUACUUAAUGCUAAAUUCAAGCUCAAGGAUCUUGGUUCCCUCAAGUAUUUUCUUGGCUUAGAGGUGGCCAGAUCACCCAAUGGCAUUUCACUGUGUCAGCAAAAAUAUGCUCUUGAAAUUUUACAAGAUGCUGAUUUUUUAGCAUGUAAACCAAUAUCUUUCUCUAUGGAGCAAAAUUUGAAGCUUAGUAAAGAUGAUGGUGACUUGCUGCCAAAUCCUACAGUAUUUCGGAGGUUAAUUGGUAGGCUUCUCUACCUUACAAUUACAAGAUCAUAUUUGUGUUACUCAAUUGAGAGACUUAGUCAAUUAAUGGAUCAACCUAGACUACCUCUUCUGAAUGAAGCUCAUAGGAUUUUGCAAUAUGUUAAAAAUACUCUUGGUCUUGGUCUAUUUUUUCCAGCUCAUAAUUCACUAACAAUCAAGGCUUUUGCAAAUUCAAACUGGGCUUCUUGUCCUGACAGCAGAAUAUCUACCAUUGGUUUCUGUGUUUUUCUUGGUGACACAUUGAUCUCUUGGAAAACUAAGAAACAGCAUAAUGUUUCUCGUUCUUCAGUUGAGACUGAAUAUAGGGUCAUGGCAUCCACUACUUGUGAAAUAGUUUGGCUUCUAACCCUUCUAUCUGAUUUUCACGUUUCUCAUUCUCAUAGUGCUCAGCUUUUUUGUGACAGUCAAUAUGCUCUACACAUCACUGUCAAUCCAGUCUUUCAUGAACGGACUAAGCACAUAGAGUUAGACUGUCAUUUCAUCCGAGACAAAAUACAAGCUGAAGUCAUCAAAACAUUUCAUCUUUCUUCCCUGCACCAACUUGCAGAUGUUCUUACCAAGCCUCAUGGCUCUCAACAAUUUCAGUUUUUAAUCACCAAGAUGGGAGUUCAUUCCAUUUACUCUCCAUCUUGA